Molecule: messenger RNA, 3203 nt
Organism: Misgurnus anguillicaudatus (oriental weatherfish)
Lineage: Eukaryota; Metazoa; Chordata; Actinopteri; Cypriniformes; Cobitidae
Gene: hmgcs1
Product: 3-hydroxy-3-methylglutaryl-CoA synthase 1 (soluble)
Biological process (GO): acetyl-CoA metabolic process
Molecular function (GO): hydroxymethylglutaryl-CoA synthase activity
Source: RefSeq, a predicted model, not a curated record
CUGUGAAUUGGUGAAUUGGCGCAGCGCUCUGUAAGCGGAAGGUCCGUUGACUUUAAGCGCUCGGGUACUUGUCAAAUCUCUGACCUUAUGAUAUCUCAGGAUAACAGCGCUGUCUGUCUCUGACCCUUAGCUCACAUUAACCUCUGUAUGAUUGUAAGUUCACUCAGAAUGCCUGGAUCACUUCCUAUAAGCUGUGAGGCCACAUGGCCUAAAGAUGUGGGAAUCAUUGCCAUGGAAGUGUAUGUGCCUUCUCAAUAUGUGGACCAGACAGAACUUGAGGAGUUUGACGGAGCUGGAGCCGGUAAAUACACCAUCGGCCUGGGGCAGGCACGCAUGGGUUUCUGUACUGACCGCGAGGACAUAAACUCUCUGUGCCUGACUGUCGUUCAGCGGUUGAUGGAGAGAAACGGCCUCUCGUAUGAGAGUGUGGGAAGACUGGAGGUGGGCACGGAGACAAUCAUUGAUAAGUCCAAAUCAGUGAAGACUGUCUUGAUGCAGCUGUUUGAUGAAUCGGGAAACACAGAUGUGGAGGGAGUGGACACUACUAACGCCUGCUACGGAGGAACCGCCGCUCUUUUUAAUGCCAUUAACUGGGUGGAGUCCAGCUCCUGGGAUGGUCGCUACGCUCUUGUGGUUGCUGGUGAUAUUGCCGUCUAUGCCACGGGGAGCGCCAGGCCUACGGGGGGAGCAGGGGCUGUGGCCAUGUUAGUCGGACCCAACGCCCCUCUGGCCUUUGAAAGAGGACUUCGUGGGACGCACAUGCAGCAUGCGUAUGACUUUUAUAAGCCAGAUAUGGUGUCAGAGUAUCCAGUGGUGGAUGGCAAGCUCUCUAUCCAGUGUUAUCUCAGUGCAUUAGAUCAAUGCUACUCGGUUUACAGGAAUAAAAUUCAUGCCCAAUGGCAAAGAGAGGGUCUUGAAAAGCGCUUUAAUCUGGAGGACUUUGGCUUUGUGGUGUUUCACUCUCCUUACUGUAAACUGGUGCAGAAAUCUUUUGCCCGUCUGAUGCUCAAUGAUUUUCUUUCUGAUCCGAGUCCAAACACAGACAGUGGACCCUUCAGUGGACUGGAAGCUUUCAGAGAUGUGAAGAUUGAGGACACAUAUUUUGACAGAGAUGUAGAGAAAGCCUUUAUGAAGGCCAGCACAGAACUGUUUGAGCAGAAAACAAAAGCAUCUCUCCUCGUAUCCAAUCAGAAUGGAAACAUGUACACACCUUCAGUUUACGGCUGCCUGGCAUCGGUCCUCGCACAACAAACACCGCAGCAGUUGGCAGGUCAGAGAAUUGGUGUGUUUUCUUACGGCUCAGGCUUUGCUGCUACCCUUUACUCCAUCAAAGUCACACAAGAUGCUACACCUGGAUCUGCACUGGAUAAGCUGGUCUCCAGUCUCUGUGAUCUACAGACUAGACUGGACUCCAGAAAGAAGUUUUCACCCGCUCUGUUUGCUGAGAACAUGAAGAUCAGAGAAGAAACUCACCAUUUAGCAAGCUACAUCCCUCAGGGUUCUGUAGAUGAUCUGUUCCCAGGGACGUGGUACCUCACUCGGGUGGAUGACAAACAUCGCAGACAGUACGCCAGAUGCUCUCUGAAUGAUGAUAGACCUUUGGAGGCAGGUCUCAUCGAUUCCAGCAUUACAACUGAGCAUAUUCCCAGUCCAGUAAAGAAGAUGCCCCGUAUCCCAACUACCACAGCUGGUACUGAGGUGGUUGUCUUUAGUAACGGGGAUCAUUGAGUUCACCUCUGUGAGGUGCACAUAAUAACAGAUCACAAUAUGGACACUCGGUCUGGGAAAGCAAAAAGCAAAUAAGGGUCCUGGAACUGUUACUGCCUUUAUUUCAAGGCAUAUUAAUGAGACACAAAGCUUUUAAACCGUUCCCGGACAGGAUUUGUUUGACCAUCACUGUGUUUUAUCUGGCAGAAGCGUUUGUAUGUGGAGAGGUGUUUCUGCGGUGGAUACAACCUGAAAUAUUCCCAUAAACUUUGCUGCUCCAAGUGGUCUAUGCAGAUAACCUGAAUUGUUUCAUACUUUAAUUUCAAAUAUCAAUCUGCUGGGAUUGCAUUAAAUUAAUACAAAAUAAAAGAAAACAGAAGUUUUACGAUUGUAAGGACCAUGAGGUUCAAUUUGUUUGUGAUUUUCAUGUUUCUUGUUCCCCAUCAUUUGUCAGAAUACCUCAGUAAAUCAUUAUUAUAUAAGUUACGUUAUCAGAGAGGUUUGCCUGGAUAAUAUACUAAUGAGCCAUAAACUUUAAACGUUUUCUAGGUCUUUAUUAAACCAUAAUGAUUGUUCAGUUACUACACGUCUGACUUGUAUUAGAACAGAAUAAGCACUUAAUGUUAAGUGAAAUGGGUAAGAUCUAAAUAAAUAUUGUUUGUUGUUAGUGUAUAAUAGUAACCUGACAUCUUAUGGACAGCAGUUUAAAGGGACAAUAAAUAGGAUUUUCCCCCAUUUAGUUGUGAAAUUGUAUUUUGCAUUCAAGCGAAUAGUGCUCUCUAGCGCCUCGCUUUUUCAAUACUAACCCUAAUAUACCUUUGGGUCAGUUUCCCAGACAGGGUUUAGAUUAAUCCAGGUCUAGGCCUUAGUUAUGUUGGGACAUUUAAGUAGUUUUUACAAACAUACCUUACAAAAAACAAUACAGGUGUGCAUCUUGAGACAAAGCAAUGCCACUGAUAUAUGUUAAAAUAUGUCAGUGCAAGAUGUUUUUAAAUUAAGCAUCUCAAACAUGCAGUUAAGUCUGGGACUAGGAUAAACACUGUAUGGAAAACCGCCACUUAAAGUUUCCUUUAGAUCAUUAUUUAAUCCAUUGCUUUUAUGUCAGUAUCAUGAAAAGGGAGUGCUUCUGGUCCACCUUGCAAAUCCAACUCCUGCGAGCCUUAUUGUGAGCAUGUAAAAACAAAAGAUUUAUUUUGAGAACUAUAUAUAGAUAUAUUUUUCUUUUCAUUUUGCUGCCAGGACAGGUUGACUGUAAGGUUAUCUUCAAACCACACAUGUUUACAAGAAAUUUUUCAUGAUAUCAGUUAAUAUUAACAAUUGUCAGUGAGUACAGCACUAACUGUAAAAUUGUUUAUACUUGUUAAUGCACAAGUUAGUAUCCUAUCAGUUGUAACUUAUGGAGAACAAAUUGCAUAGAAAAUACAUCACAUAAUUAAAAAUAUAAAUAUGAGAAUCUGCUAAUACUUUAUGAACUGAAAAAUAAAUGUUUAUUUGCA